CAGUAGGACUAGUUUACUAUGAAUCUAUGUAAUAGCCAAGAUUUUUCAACAAAGACUUCUUAGUCUAGAUUUUGGUUUGGCUGAAUGUGUUCUUUAAUGUUCCAUCACCAAUGGGAAACUAUGAGCAACAUAUUUUAACUUUCCCUUUCACUACAUUUUGUUUCUAUUUAUUAGAAUUGUCACAUAAACUUCAGUUUCAUUUACAAAGAACAAAACACAUUGAAAUAAAUCUGAGUAAAGUUGUAAUCUUGGAAAAGCAUUUCACAAUACAAUAAAGAGAUGUCUCCAAGUCAGAUUUAAAGAAUUGGAUGCAUUGUUUUCCCUGUUUUCAAAUAACUACUUUUAAAGUUCUGUUGUUUAGAACCUGGGAAUAUAAACCUGCAUUUGUUUGUUCAGAAGUACAAUCCUUAUGCCCAAAGGCAAUUUCAGAAUGUCUAAUGUUUAAGUCCACAAUGUUUUAUUAUUUGAUUUCUGAUCAUACUUAAAAUAUAUAAUUCUAGAAUAAUCAAGACUAUUGCACCAAAUAAGGAAGAAACCUGCAACAUAAAUGUUUAUUUUGGCAUAUGCUAUAACAGAUCCGGGCUUGCUAUGUGCAAUUUUAUUAGUUGGGUUAAAUGCAUAUUAUUAUUUUUUUAUUCAGUGGUCAAAAAUUCUAUUAAAUUGUUUAUGUAAAAGAUUUAUAUUGCCACCCAUCUUAUGCAACUCUGAAUGGUUCACAAACACAUUUUUAAAAGUGUUAGUGUAACACUGCACUAAGGAAUCAUGGGUCAUAAAGCUGUAUUUCUACUAGAUCGACAAGGGAAAUCCAGUUCUCCCCCUUCUAAUACUAAUAACUGGUAGAAAGCUGAAGUGAAUCUAGAUUUACAAUUCUAAAGUCUUCGUCUUUUGCCCCGGGUGUUUAAUAGUGGUGGAUCGCGUAAUGAAAAUCAAACGUUCAAAAGCAAAAAAAGAACCCGUUAAGUCUCCAGUUACUCUCCUUUCUCUUUGCGAGCGGAGCUCUGCCUAUUUGAGCUUUGGUAGCGGGGAAAAAGCAACUCUGGGCGUGCGAGGGGGAAAGGGUGGUGAUCCUCGUGAAAGAGCUCCGUUCGGAUUGGUUGCCUUUUCCGCGGGCAAAAGAAAGGAACGCCCAGCUGCUAGGCGGGGCUUUCAAGUAAAGCGCGGAAUUCUUGGUCUGCUCGGCUCCCUCCAGCCGCCUCCACCGAUCGACCGGCAUGUGUUCCGUGGUUCCCGAUUAUUCUCCCGGCUUUAAGAAGCCGCCGGAGAUAUUGCGCUUGAAGAGGAAGAGGCCUCGGAGAAGCGAAACGGUCGCCCUUUCCGGAGAGUCUUCGUCUGCGACAACCUUCAAGGACUCGCCUGUUCCCCCUCGGCUCGGUCCGGGGAGUCGGCGGCGCAACCCCUUCACAAACGUGGGGAACACGCCUUGUCUUCUGCCGGUUCAAUCUUCUACCCAGAGACUUGCAGAAGUGGAGUGGUUAGUGCCGAGGAAUGACUUAUCCAGCAGAUCCGAGAAGCAGUUUUUAAAAUGUCAUGACAAGGAUGGCUCCACAUGGAAGGAAGAGCUUUCUGAAAUAGCAACUGCUGAAACAUUGAUCAAAGACUCUUGUUUGGCCAUUUCCGAUACUAAAGUUCCCUCUUCACCAAGUUUUGAAUUUCCUGCAGACUGGAGUAUUAAAACUCGUCUUCUAGUCACUUCUUCUCAGUCAUUUGCAUGGGCAGAUCACUUAAAAGCUCAAGAAGAAUCCCAAGGAUAUAUCCAGCAUUGUAGAGCAACAUUAAUAAACUUACCCCAACAUAUCCAGGAGCCAAAACUUUCCACAGAACUUCGUUGUGCUUUCCAGCAAAAUCUAAUAUAUUGGCUUCACCCCUUCUUCCCAUGGCUACCACUUUUUCCUCGAAUUGGAGCUGACAGAAAAAUGGUUGGAAAAAGUCAUCCUUGUGCCUUUAAUGAAGAACUCCAACAAAUGUUCAUGAGUGAAUGGUCUCUCAGUUUUACCUCUCUUUAUAACUUGUUGAGAGCCAAGUUGUGUCCCUAUUUCUAUGUUUGCACUUAUCAAUUCACUGUACUGUUCCGUGCAGCAGGACUUGCUGGAAGUGAUAUAAUCACUGCAUUAAUUUCUCCCACAACCAAAGGAUUAAGGGAAGCCAUGAAAAAUGAAGGUAUUAAAUUUGAUUUACCAUUUCAAGGAAUUAAACAAAAAAAUUUCAAUGCUGCAGCUUCUACUUUAGAAACCGAAGUUGAAAAAGAUACUGAAAUAAUGGGCAAUGAAAUUGAAGAAGAAUUGGAAAUGAGUGGUGGUGAUGGCAGUGACGAUGAUGAUGAUGAUGGAAAUUUAUGGCUGGUGGAAAUGGGAAUUGAAGACAAAAUUAAAAAACCAGACACAUUUUCUACUAAAUUCUGCAAAGAAAAAAAUGAAAUGAAAUUGGAUCACAGACCUGAAUCUGUAGUGUUAGUAAAAGGGACAAAUACAUUUACUUUGCUGAACUUCUUGAUAAAUUGUAAAAGUUUAGUGGCUUCUGCAGGUCCUCAGGCUGGCAUCCCUCCAACAUUGCUCUCCCCAGUUGCUUUUAGAGGUGCAACAAUGCAGACACUCAAGGCCCGAAGUAUAAAUGUGAGAUCACAAGCCCAUUCGCAUUAUAAAGAUCUAUUUAGCUUGGAGAUUGUGGGCCCUAUCAUGCCCCAUUGUCUCCAUUCUUUGUCCAUGCUACUGAAAUCUGCUCAAAAUGGAACUUUCUCUGCUGUAUGUUAUACCCAUGAACCAACAGCUGUGUUCAACACAGGUAUCGGCAACAAGCAGCAUAUGAAGGAAUCAUGUAUCAAAGAACUUUCCAAUUGUGGAUUGCAUCCUAACACUUUAAGUCAACUUGCUCUUAAUACAACACUAGGAAAAUCUUCAAUACGGGUCCUAGACAUGAAUGAUUAUCUCUACACGUGGAAAGCCUAAGCACCUAAACGAUAAUUUAAAAUGGCUUACCAGAAGCACUUCCUUGUGCACAAUGAUCAAUUUUAUUCAUUAAUGGACUUUUGUAUAUAGGCCUUAUAUAACCGCUUUGUUAUUUUUCUUAAAACUUGUAACAUCUGAAGUAUAUAUUUUAAAUUAAACUUUAAGAAUUGACGUAAUUGUGUGGAUCUAAGGAAAACAGUUGAGUGAGGAAAAAAUGUUGCAAUACUCCCUUCUACUAUCCAUGGCUUUUUCCUUUAUUAUAUACAUCACACUUCUUAAAACAAUUUCUGAGGCCUUCAGAACAUCCAUACUGCAUUAUGCUAAUAGUAGUUUUAACUAGAUUACCCUUCAGUAAGUGGCUACUAUUAAAUGGAUUAGAAAAGCACCACUGCUUGCAGCAUUAUUUCAGAAAUGAAACAUAGUAAAAUGAUAAUUUUAUAUUUUAGGCAGUACUGCCAAAAAU
This is a messenger RNA of Ahaetulla prasina, 3405 nucleotides long. It is a transcript of the gene DONSON, whose product is annotated as DNA replication fork stabilization factor DONSON. Gene Ontology annotation, biological process: nuclear DNA replication. The coding region runs from base 1212 to 2942 and encodes 576 amino acids. Lineage: Eukaryota; Metazoa; Chordata; Lepidosauria; Squamata; Colubridae. Gene Ontology annotation, cellular component: nucleus. The record is from RefSeq and is a predicted model, not a curated record. The transcript is spliced from 10 exons.